Messenger RNA from Scatophagus argus, 2686 nucleotides. It is a transcript of the gene ttc22, whose product is annotated as tetratricopeptide repeat domain 22. Gene Ontology annotation, molecular function: protein binding. The transcript has 9 exons. Bases 326 to 2032 code for a protein of 568 amino acids. The record is from RefSeq and is a predicted model, not a curated record. NCBI's taxonomy places the organism in Eukaryota, Metazoa, Chordata, Actinopteri, Scatophagidae.
GGAAUUCGUAUUUGCCAGACAAGAAAAAACAACUCAGAGGUGAUGUCAUCUCCAUUUUGAAAAGGAAAAAUUAAUACCAAGAAUGACUAAAAUUGUAUGUAUUUAUGAGAAUCGAAAGGGGGACUUGAUGUGAUAAAGUGUAUUCAUCCAUAGUUUUUCACUGUUUCCACCUUACGCUCAUUCCACUCCCUCGUCACUCCCAAGACUAACCUGUUCAACUUGUCCACACUGGGAUGACAAGAGUGGGUGGAGGAAUUCUUUCACAGUAGAGUGAACCAUAGGCUGAGGAGGACAAGAGCAGGUGGAGUAGGCGGAGCUGGAGGCCAUGGAGGCAGACAGCACAGAGGACAUUGAGUUUCUCAUAGAGGACAUGGACUACAUCCCUGGUCACUUCCACCUGGAGCUCAACCUCAACUGUGACCCUGUUGGGCCUGUGAAGCUGAGACUCAGGGACACUUACUUAAAACAGGAGAGCCUGAGAGGCGAACUAGAGGCUGAAACUGGAUAUCUGCAGUACGCCGUCCGAAAUCUGCUGGGCCUACUGGCUUUUCACCUCGAACAUCUGGACGCAGCUGAGGAAAUAUUCAGAAGCAUCUGUAAAGAAGACCCUGGUAACCUGAAUGCAUGGGCCAACCUGGGUUAUGUGUACGACAAGCUGGGGAGAGAGCUGGACACAGCUGAGUGUGUGGAGAAAGUGUCCCACCUUAUGGGCUUAGAUGGUGGAGAGGCCUCUCAGGAAGAGGCCAGGCUCCUGGCGGCUCGUUGUCUGGCUGAGCAGGCCUAUGUGUAUCCCCAUGAUGUGGAACUGGACAAUGAGGACGACCUGAGGGAAAGGCUGACGGCGGCACUAACACUUUUCAACAGAGCUCUGGACUAUGGGGGUCACCUGAUACCAAUAGAGGAAAAACGAAGCUGGUAUUUUAAAAUGGCAACCAUCUAUAUAAGACUGGAUGACAUAGUAAAGACUAAAGAGGACUCUGAAUACUCCAGACUCUCCCACUUCAACAAGGGACUGAAACUUCUCAAAGAAACAUUAGAAUGUGAGAAAACACGAAAUAAAGCUCUUGCCUGGUGUUAUGUCGGCGUCAUGUUGGAGAGAAAGGAAGAGUUCAACACUGUGCCCAUGUCCAUACAUGACUGUGGUUACUCAGCCUCUGAUCCCCUGUCCUGCUAUGGAACUGCCAUAAACUUGGCCAGUGAUGAUGCAUUCACCCUGAACCUCCUGGCAAAGGUCUUCUUUCUGUUGGGCAAACAUGAGAUGGCCACAGGGAUCUGCAACAUGGCCCUAAAUGUGCUCCCAGAUCCAGAGCUCAACUGGCAGGCGUACUGUACCCGUGCCAAGAUCAAUAUGAUGCUCUAUGCCAGGGACCUGGAAAAGGCAAAACAUGGUCAAGGUGGAAUCCCAGAUCGACAGAUGCUAACUGAGGCCAGAAAAGACUUGGACAAGGUCCUUAUUGUCCAUCCAUGUCUACGGACUCAUCUAGAGAUGGCGCAGGUGUACUACUACAUGGGCGUUGAUGCACUCCAGGAGAGUCUUUUGGUGGAUGAAGGGGCAGUGAACUGCGCAUUGGUUAGCUUGUCCCACGCCCUGCAGUUUGAGCUGGGUGACAGCUUGCCGGACCUUCACGUACUGAGAGGUCGUUGCCUCUUGCUGAAGGGUGAGGAGCAGAAUGCUGCAGACUGCUUCAAACAGGCUGUGGAGUUAGAGAGACCAGGGAGCACAGACACCACAGCUCUGCGCUGCCUUCUACAGGCCCUCCUGGCUCUGUUCAUGCAAGGAGGCCCAGAGCCAAGUCCUGCCAUCACCCAACUGGAGCUGUGGGUGCAAAGAGCAGAGGAGAGGUACCCUGGGGACAUCGUGAAGGCAGAGCUGAGGUGCCUUUACAGGACUCACACAGCGGAGGUCACAGAGUUAUCCCGGGCUCUGAUCAGGACAGGCAGACUGAACCUAGUGAGGAGGCUACUCGAAACUGUGGUGCCGAAACAACUGGUUAAGAAGAAACCAGUGGCAAAGUCUUUCUCCUUUACAUGAAGCAAAUGUGUGACUUUAAUGAAUAUACAGACAUUAAAGUAAUUAAUGAACCUCUUGACAGCAUUUCACAGCUAAAACAUGAGCAGCAGUCAUGUGCUGUAAUUAAGAUGUCUUUACUGUGUAACUGUGUAUGUUUUUAAGCUGUGAUUCUUCUCAUUAAUUUGCUUGGGUUUUUUUCAACAACUUUUGAAAAGGUUGGAUCUAUUGAGUAACCUACACUCACAGUGUUACAACUCACUUUACAACGCUUUACAAUGAAAAUAUGCUAAACUCCUUGAGAUUUUGUGCAAAAUAAGACGGUCACGACUUUCAAAAGCAUUGCUGGAUUGAAGAGAUAGAGAGGGAGCUCUGGUGUAUUCGGUCAGGAUGCCCCAUAUGCCUGUCUACAUAUAAAUGACCACUAUUCAGAUUAGCCCUUAAAACCCAGCACAACCAGUUUUAUUUCUGCUUGGGAGUAUUUAAAUCAUGCUUGACUACCUCUCCUUCAUGUGAUAAAAGUUCUGCCACCACUGAUGACCAGCAGGUGGCGGUAUACACCAUUGAGAUGUUACCUGGCUUAUGACAUGUUCUGGUUUUAAUGCAAAAAGAAUUAAAUCACAUGUCACAAGAACUUUAGAAAGACUAUAAAUAAAACUAAACUAGUUUUGAAUCACU